Ricinus communis (castor bean) is the source of this 1431-nucleotide messenger RNA. RefSeq lists its product as uncharacterized. The coding region runs from base 351 to 992 and encodes 213 amino acids. NCBI's taxonomy places the organism in Eukaryota, Viridiplantae, Streptophyta, Magnoliopsida, Malpighiales, Euphorbiaceae. The record is from RefSeq and is a predicted model, not a curated record. The transcript has a single exon.
ACCUGCACCCUUCAUUUCUAGCCACACCCUCUCGCACUCUAUUAUCAUCUCUUUCUUUCUUUCUAUUUAAUAUAACAAAAUCAAGUGCUAACACAACCAAAACAACACAGCUUUGCUGCAUCCCUUCAUUCUUCUUCUUCUUUCCUCCGUCUUCUUCCGAUGUGAGAGGAAAGAAAGAGCCAAACAACAGAGAGCCAGAGAGGAAAUUCAAUAACAGAUUUUACAUAUAGAGAAGCUUAUAUAGUCAUUUUUGUACAUAUACUUUUUUUCUUUUUGGGUAAAAUCACAUCUUCUCUCUAUCUUUUUCUUUUUCCUCUCUUGUUACUCUAUUUUUGUGCUGAAGAAAUAUUAUGGGGACUGAAAUUUUGAGACCACAGGAUUGUUUGAUCGAACGCAUCAGAGUUUCUCCUUGUCGUCGUAGAAAUUAUGUUUAUUAUGCCAACAGCAACAGCAGCAGCAGCAGCUCCUCUUGUAAUAACUCUAAUCCUAGGUAUAAUCAUGACUCUAACCCUAGAACUAACAGAAAAUCAUCCCUACGGUCUGAACGGACUGAUCAGAGAAAGCGUCAGCCGGAGCACCAUCAGCCGUUGAUUUCUAAAAGGUCGACUUCUGCUGAUGAUUCGAAGAUCCCGAGAAAUCAUGGCAGCAGCAGAGGUCUGGUUAUGGAGAAGGUUACGAUUUUGCGACGCGGCGAGUCGCUCGAUUCCAAAAUCAAAACCACCGAAACAGCACCGUUUCUCAAGAAGGAUGGUAUGGUGGUUGCCGGCACGGAUCGGCUAGGUCCUGAUCCAGAAAUGGUGCCCAAACAGAUUCGGAUCGUUGAUCUCAGAUCACCGAUUACCGGGAAGUGUGACAUGUACGCCGGAUCCGGUUUUGCAGUGUCUCCGGCGCCUAGCUCACUUCCGUUACCGUCCUUCUCUAAGAAAAAACAAGUUCCUAUUGAUGACUCGGCUACCAGAGAUCUCAGGCGUUUGCUCCGACUCGAUAUCUGAGAUCCGGUUACAUAUUCGGGUCCGAAUUCGGAAUCAGCCAUCUCUCUGUUACCUCUUUGUAAUGUUUCGUCUCUGUCGCGUCCCGUUAGGUUUUUCCAGUUCGAAAACCCAGCCGUGGAUAUUUUUUUCAAAACGGAAGGGUAGAUCUGAAGAACAGGGUAAAGUAUGGGGGCGAAUUAGUUAAAUUGUAAGGUAUUAUUAUUACUAUUAUUAUUAUUAUGUAUCACGGGGAUAAUCAGGGUUGGGCGGGCUAGGGUUGUAAGAAGUUGUGAGUGGGGGGGUUUAUGGGCAAAUUAGGGAAAACUUAUGGGGAGAAGAUAGAAAGUGUAAAGAAGUUGUGUGGUGGGGUUGAUGUUGUAUUAUUUGGGAAGUCAGGUUUGGGUUGGUACUGUGUAUGGAUUGUGAAUGAAUGAAUGAAGAAGAAGAAUAAUUUAGAUGA